Messenger RNA from Rosa rugosa (rugosa rose), 2776 nucleotides. RefSeq names its product chaperone protein ClpC1, chloroplastic-like. The record is from RefSeq and is a predicted model, not a curated record. Bases 1 to 2664 code for a protein of 887 amino acids. Gene Ontology annotation, cellular component: cytoplasm. Lineage: Eukaryota; Viridiplantae; Streptophyta; Magnoliopsida; Rosales; Rosaceae. Gene Ontology annotation, molecular function: protein binding; ATP hydrolysis activity; ATP binding. Gene Ontology annotation, biological process: cellular response to heat. The transcript has 6 exons.
AUGGCUAGGGUUUUGGCUCUGUCUUCAACAAAUAAUAUUCCUUGUGUGGUUGGUGGGCUAGUUAGGACUGCUCAAUCUAAAGAAUUGGGUGGAAAAAAGAGUAGUAGAGUGAAGAUGAUGUGUACUUCUUCACUAGUAGGAGGAGCACUUGCUUUGAGAAUGAGGUGCAUGAGUAGUAGUAGCACUAGUACUGCUUCUAGUUUCUCAGGACUCCUCGGAAGGGAGGGGGCUAGAAGUGGAAGAGCUAGCAGAUGUGUACCUAAAGCCAUGUUUGAGCGGUUCACAGACAAAGCAAUUAAAGUGGUUCUGCUUGCACAAGAGGAAUCAAGACGACUUGGUCACAAUUUCGUGGGCACUGAGCAGAUCCUUUUGGGUCUCAUUGGUGAAGGAACUGGUCUUCCUUCCAAGGUUCUGAAAUCCUCCAUGGGAAUUAAUCUUAAAGAGGCACGAAUUCAAGUGGAGAAGAUAAUUGGAAGGGGUUCUGGAUUUGUUGCUAUUGAGAUCCCAUUCACUUCUCGUGCCAAACGAGUUUUGGAACUCUCACUCGAAGAGGCUCGCCAACUUGGCCAUAACUACAUUGGAUCCGAACACUUGCUUCUGGGACUGCUUCGAGAGGGGGAGGGUGUAGCAGCAGUUGUUCUAGCGAAUUCUGGUGUCGAUCCUUGUAAUAUUCGCACACAGGUUAUCCAUAUGGUGGGCAGUGAGAACACAGCAGAAGCUGUUGUUGAUCAUAGGCGAGGGGAUGAUAAGACUAAAAUGCCAACACUAGAGGAGUAUGGGACCAAUUUAACGAAGCUAGCAGAAGAGGGUAAGUUGGAUCCUGUUGUUGGAAGAGAACAACAAAUAUCACGUGUCAUCCAAAUUUUGGGUAGGCGGACUAAGAAUAAUCCCUGCCUUAUUGGAGAACCUGGUGUUGGGAAGACUGCAAUUGCGGAAGGUCUUGCUCAACGUAUUGCAAGUGGCGAUGCUCCAGAAACAAUAGCCAAAAAGACGGUUAUAACUCUUGAUACAGGUCUUCUUGUGUCUGGUACCAAGUACCGCGGAGAGUUUGAGGGAAGAUUGAAGUUGCUAAUGGAGGAAUUAAAAAAAAGUGGUGGUGAAGUUAUUCUGUUUAUCGAUGAGGUGCACACUUUAAUUGGAGCAGGAGCAGCAGAAGGAGCAAUUGAUGCUGCAAAUUUAUUGAAGCCGGCCCUUGCAAGAGGUGAACUGCAGUGCAUUGGAGCCACAACACUAGAUGAAUACAGAAAGCAUAUUGAAAAAGACCCAGCAUUGGAAAGACGAUUCCAACCAGUCAAAGUUCCUGAACCAACGGUGGAUGAAACCAUACAGGUUUUGAGAGGGCUUCGAGAACGAUAUGAGAUUCACCACAAAGUGCAGUAUACUGAUGAGGCCCUGAAAGCAGCUGCGCAGCUAUCAUACCAAUACAUCAGCGAUCGCUUUCUUCCUGAUAAAGCAAUUGACUUGCUCGAUGAAGCUGGUUCUACAGUACGGCUCCGUCAUGCACAGCUUCCUGAAGAAGCUCAAGAGCUUGACAAUAUUCUGAGGCAGAUAACAAAAGAGAAGAAUGAAGCUAGUCGUAGCCAAGAUUUUGAGAAGGCUGGGAAAUUACGCGACAGAGAAUUGGACCUUAUGACACAGAUCUCAGCAGUAACAGAGAAAGGCAAGGAGAUAAGUGAGGCAUUGGAUUAUGUUAAUGGUGGCCCUAUUGUUACUGAAUUGGAUAUUCAACAUAUUUUGUCUUGUUGGACUGGUAUUCCAGUUGAGAAAGUAUCAACAAAUGAAUCUGAUCGCCUCCUCAAGAUGGAAGAGACGCUCCAUAAGCGGGUUAUUGGCCAGGAUGAAGCAGUCAGGGCUAUUAGCAGGGCUAUUCGUCGAGCUCGUGUUGGACUGAAGACUCCUAAUCGGCCAAUUGCCAGUUUCAUCUUUUCUGGUCCAACUGGUGUUGGAAAAUCUGAGCUGGCAAAAACUUUGGCGACUUGCUAUUUUGGCUCUGAAGAAUCAAUGGUGAGGCUUGAUAUGAGUGAGUUCAUGGAAAGGCACACUGUUUCCAAGCUCAUUGGUUCCCCCCCUGGUUAUGUUGGUUACACAGAGGGCGGUCAGCUGGUUGAAGCCGUUCGUCGCCAUCCAUACACUCUGGUGCUUUUUGAUGAGAUUGAGAAGGCUCAUCCUGAUGUUUUCAACUUGAUGCUUCAAAUACUUGAGGAUGGAAGAUUGACUGACAGCAAGGGCAGAACUGUACAUUUCAAGAAUACACUCAUCAUUAUGACGUCUAAUGUUGGAAGCAGUGUCAUUGAGAAAGGAGGCGGUAACAUGGGAUUUGACCCGGCCAAGGAUGAAGACAAGGAUAGCAGUUACAAACAAAUUAAGAGCUUGGUGAUGGAGGAAUUGAAACACUACUUUCGACCAGAGUUCUUAAAUAGGUUGGAUGAAAUGAUUGUUUUUCGGCAGCUGAGUAAGUUGGAGGUAAAGGAAAUUGCAGAUAUAAUGCUGAACGAGGUUUAUGGAAGGCUCAAGUCCAAAGAGAUAGAGCUUCGUGUGACAGAGAGGUUCAAAGACAAAGUGGUUGACGAAGGAUACGACCCAAGCUAUGGAGCAAGGCCUUUAAGAAGAGCCGUAAUGAGACUUUUGGAGGACAGCAUGGCUGAAAAGAUGCUGGCAAGGUAGAUCAAAGAGGGUGAUUCAGUUAUUGUGGAUGUUGAUUCUGAUGGGAAUGUGAUUGUGCUCAUCAAUGGCAGCGCUAAGACAGAGAUAAAGAAAUAGGUGAGUGAAACAAGUG